Molecule: messenger RNA, 1721 nt
Organism: Sinocyclocheilus anshuiensis
Lineage: Eukaryota; Metazoa; Chordata; Actinopteri; Cypriniformes; Cyprinidae
Product: UDP-glucuronosyltransferase 2C1-like
Exons: 2
Coding region: 9-1703 (564 amino acids)
Molecular function (GO): UDP-glycosyltransferase activity
Source: RefSeq, a predicted model, not a curated record
AGAGAGAAAUGUGUGGAUACAUUUCCCUCAUUUUCCUUUGGACAUCCCUCCUUCUGUCUUUACCCUGUGGUUGUAAUGGCGAUAAGAUCCUGGUUUUCCCCGUUGAUGGCAGUCACUGGGUGAACAUGGAGGUGCUGGUGAAGAAGCUGCACUCUCAUGGACACGAGCUGAGUGUGAUUCGCCUGACGGACAGCUGGUUCAUCCAGGAGAAUUCACCUUACUACACCUCCAUUACGGUGAUGCUUAAACAGAAAUACAUAGGCCUGGACCUGUUUGAGAGCGCAGUACAACGGAUUCUUGAGGCCCGCAGGAAGGGCCCAGUGAUGGGUGUGCUGGCCCAGAUGUCAGAAGUGAUUGGCAUCAUAAAGGUGGCUCACACUGCAAACUGUGCCAUGCUCACCACCAUGCUGGAGAACAAAGAUCUGAUGACACAAAUAAAGAUGGAGAACUAUGACUUGAUGCUCACUGACCCUGCCAUGCCAGGUGGGGUCAUCCUGGCACAUUACCUCCAACUUCCAAUGGUCUAUAACAUCUGUUGGAUGAGUUUCGGAGAAGGCCACUUCUCCAUCGCAUCUUCUCCCAUAUCCUACGUGCCUGUUCCCGGCUCAGUUCUGACGGACCAAAUGGGUUUGUUAGAAAGAACCCGUAAUCUUCUACAUUAUGGGUUGAACCUCAUUCAAGAGCGCUGGCUGGUGAUUCCCAUGUAUUCUAGCUUGUUGCUCAAAUACUUCCCUCCCGGUGCCGACCUCCUAGUCAUGCAACAAUCAGCGGAGCUGUGGCUUGUCCGCGUAGACUUCGUGUUUGAGUUCCCACGACCCUCCAUGCCAAACCUCGUCUACAUUGGCGGCUUCCAGUGUCGUCCAGCCAAGCCUCUCCCUGCAGAGCUGGAGGAGUUCAUGCAGAGCUCAGGAGAACAUGGGGUGGUCGUGAUGUCUCUGGGAACUCUGAUUGCAGGAUUGCCCCGAGAAGUCAUGGAGGCCAUUGCCACAGCUUUCGCCCGCAUGCCGCAGAAGGUGAUCUGGAGGUUUAUUGGCGAGAGACCUUCAUCAUUGGGCAAUAACACCCUACUGCUUCAAUGGAUACCUCAGAAUGACUUGCUGGGCCAUCCGAAGACCUGUGCUUUCGUGGCUCAUGGGGGCACCAAUGGUCUAUACGAAGCCAUCUAUCAUGGGGUGCCAGUGUUGGGACUCCCUUUGCUAUUUGACCAGCUAGAUAACAUUGUACGUCUUCAGGCAAGAGGGGCGGCACGGAUGCUGGAUGCAGCUACUUGCACCACAGAAGAGUUCCUUGAAGCUUUGAGAGAUAUCUUAGAGAACCCAACGUAUCGUCAUAACAUGCAGAAGCUCUCCAGUUUACAUCGAGACCGGCCUUUGCAUCCUCUCGACAAAGCAGUGUACUGGAUCGAGUUUGUCCUGCACAAUAAAGGGGCACACCAUCUGCGUGCUGAGGCUUACAACAUGUCCACGUACUCCUACUACUGUCUAGAUGUGGCUGCAUUGGUUCUCCUUAUACUUCUGCUGACUCUGGGAGGUGUCUACACAAUAUGGAUACGAAGACGGAAAAGAGGGACAAACAAGGCAGUGAGAGACGGCAACAAAAAAGCUGUAAAGGACGGCAGUAAGAGGCUGAAAGAGACAAUUAAUGCUCUGAAAGACUGCAACAAUAUUCCCAUUUCAAAAUUAAGAGCAAGCAAAAGAACUUAGUGAAUAGGUAAAGAAUCC